Exophiala mesophila is the source of this 972-nucleotide messenger RNA. RefSeq lists its product as uncharacterized. Gene Ontology annotation, molecular function: actin filament binding. The record is from RefSeq and is a predicted model, not a curated record. Bases 1 to 972 code for a protein of 323 amino acids. The transcript is spliced from 4 exons. Lineage: Eukaryota; Fungi; Ascomycota; Eurotiomycetes; Chaetothyriales; Herpotrichiellaceae. Gene Ontology annotation, cellular component: cytoskeleton.
AUGUCUUCCCAAACUGUCACUGAAACUUCGGCCCAGUCGAAGGCCGGCCAAGCCACAAGCCAGUCCAUCACCUUGUCUGGGGAGGACCUCCUAUACCCUCAGGGGUUUACCUUCUUCCACAACCGGGUGGGACAUUUUGAAGGCCAGGAAGAGCCGAUUAAGAAGAUCAGAUAUCCAAAAUUCCGCAACUUCGAACAUGAGCGGGCUUUCCGCAAGCUUCAUCAUGCUGCCGCACUACGCUGGCUCGGCUCUCAAGGCUAUGGCAACGAAGGCGCUGGGGGUCAUAUGACUGUCCGUGAUCCCGAGCUCCUCGAUCAUUUCUGGAUCAACCCGUUUGGCAAGAGUUUGAACCACAUGACUCCGGAUGAUCUCGUCCUGGUUAAUGACAAGGGUGUGGUGGUUGGUGGAAACAUGCACUCUGUCAAUCCGGCUGGCUUUUACAUCCACUCUGCUGUCCACCAAGCCCGUCCGGACGUGCAUGCUGUCGUCCACAUGCACACCAUCGCCGGCAAGGCCUUCUCGGCAUUUGGGAAGGAGAUUGAGAUGUACAACCAGGACUGUUGCCAGUUUUUCGAACAACAGACAGUAUUUCCGGCUUUUGACGGCUUCGUGCUCGCGGCGGAUGAGGGAGUAGCCAUUGCGAAGGCUCUUGGUCCCACCAACAAGGCCAUUAUCCUACAAAACCACGGUCUGCUCGUCGUGGGACGCUCUCCAGACGGUGCUGCAUUCACCUUCGGGGCGCUGGAACGCUGCAUCGAGGCUCAAUUCAAGACUGAGGCCCUCGCUCAAGUCGCAGGUUUCGAGCCUAUGCGGAUUUCUCCUGAGAUGGCCAGAGGGGUCCAGAAGUACUACGUGGACGAGUUCCAGUACAUGACGUUUCAGCCUGCGUUCGAGGAUGUAAUUCGGGCUUCCAAUGGCUUGUUGCCAAUGCAAACAGGGGAUGAGAUCUGUCCGGCAUGGAACGCUUCCUGA